UUCUACCAGUUUGGAAGAAAGAAGAAUUGUUACAGCAGGCCAGUUUUUGAGGAUAAGCCCAAGCGAUAUCGUAAGCUAAGUCACGGAGGCAAUGCAGCCAACUUUUUGGAAAAUCAUGGUUUUGGGUGGUUGCUGGAAAUUGAUGAGGAUGAAGAUGAGCAGAAACCAUUACUAGAAGAGUUGGAUAUUGAUUUCAAAGAAAUAUAUUAUAAGGUUAGAUGUGUUUUAUUGCCGUUGCCGUAUUUUCGUUUAAAACUGAGUAUUGUGCGGGAAUCUCCUGACUUUUGGGGCCCAUUGCUUGUGGUUUUAACAUAUGGAUUGCUCUCGUUGUAUGGACAAUUAAGUGUUUUAUCAUGGAUCUUGACUAUGUGGUUCAGUGGGUCAUUUUUUAUUUUUUUCUUGGCUCGUGUUCUGGGUGGCGAUGUUAGUUACAGUCAAGUGCUUGGCGUUGUUGGAUAUUGUUUGAUGCCAAUCGUUGCUGUCGGCUUGUUUAUACCGUUAUUUUCUUCUUGCAGAUUGCGCUUUUUCAAAUUCUUAUUGUCAUGCUUCGGCGUUGUUUGGUCCGUUUAUAGUGCAGGAGCUUUGCUGUGUGUAGAGGAGUUACAGGAAAAGCGGAGUUUGCUGCUGUAUCCUGUUUUACUUCUUUAUAUAUAUUUCCUUUCGCUUUAUACAGGUGUUUGA
Messenger RNA from Enterobius vermicularis (human pinworm), 681 nucleotides. The record is from the annotation of a GenBank genome assembly. NCBI's taxonomy places the organism in Eukaryota, Metazoa, Nematoda, Chromadorea, Rhabditida, Oxyuridae.